UGAAAUGUUUUCUCUCUAAUAUUUGCAGUGUCAAGUAGUAUGAACGUUUCGUUAAUGUUUCAGAGAUAACUCUACCCACUGCCUAUGUCAAACUGUAUCGCAUUGGAGUGCUGGAUAGAAUUGCCAGAACUCUUCACCAAAAGCAGCGCUCUGAUGACGAUUAUGAUGAUGUUGAUAAUGAUUAUGAACCAUCAUCAGCUGAUAGUGGGAGUGAAUCGUCUGCAGAAGAGGAGGAAGAAGGCAACAAUGAAGAAAUGGUAGGAGAGGGGAGGGUUAACUGCAAAACUACUUUCAAAACGAAUCAUCGAUGUAUAUUCUGUGCAAAAAGCUUCUCUCGGUCUAGUCACUUAACUUCUCAUUUGCGUAUUCACAGUAAUGAGAAACCUUUCCCAUGUACAAUCUGUACGAAAAGAUUCUCUGUGUCUGGUUACUUGACUGUUCAUAUGCGCACGCACACUAAAGAGAAGCCAUUCCAGUCUGUACAAGAAGUUUCUCUUAGUCUGAUAAUUUAACUACUCAUAUGCGCACUCACACCAAAGAGAAGCCUUAUCAGUGUACAGUCUGCACCAAAAGAUUCUCUCAGUCUAGUGUCUUGACUAAGCAUAUGCGGACUCAUACAAAAGAGAAGCCAUUCCAGUGUACAGUCUGCAUCAGAAAGUUCUCUGUGUCUGGUGCCUUGACUAUGCAUAUGCGUACACACACCAAAGAGUACUUUUCAAUGUACAGUCUGCACCAAAAGGUUCUCUCAUUCUGGUGCCUUGACUGUUCAUAUGCGGACUCAUACCAAAGAGAAGCCUUUUCAAUGUACAGUCUGCACCAAAAGGUUCUUUCAGUCUGGUGCCUUGACUGAUCAUAUGCGGACUCAUACCAAAGAGAAGCCUUUUCAAUGUACAGUCUGCACCAAAAGGUUCUCUCAGUCUGGUGCCUUGACUGUUCAUAUGCGGACUCAUACCAAAGAGAAGCCUUCUCAAUGAAUAUUUUGUAAAAAAAUAUUCUACAUGCUGAAUCCAUUAUCUAGUCAUUUUUUAAAGAUUCAAUAUUCCGAAACUUGUUGAUUUUUGUUGUAUUUUAUAUUUAAAAGUUUUUUUAAAGUGUAUUAUGGAAUUAUUUUUCAACUAACAAAUCACUUAGCCCUGAUGAAGUACUUUAUUAGAAAAUAUUCUAUUCUAUUUACUCAUAUCAUAGAGAAACAAUAGCGUAAGUAGAUAUCCCAUGGUAUAUGGCGUUUAUUUCGCAACUUUUACUGUUAUUUCAAGCCGAUUAUUGUCGA
Nilaparvata lugens (brown planthopper) is the source of this 1270-nucleotide messenger RNA. Its product is annotated as zinc finger protein 135-like. NCBI's taxonomy places the organism in Eukaryota, Metazoa, Arthropoda, Insecta, Hemiptera, Delphacidae. The coding region runs from base 521 to 850 and encodes 109 amino acids. Gene Ontology annotation, molecular function: DNA-binding transcription factor activity; RNA polymerase II cis-regulatory region sequence-specific DNA binding. The record is from RefSeq and is a predicted model, not a curated record. Gene Ontology annotation, biological process: regulation of transcription by RNA polymerase II. The transcript is spliced from 2 exons.